UUGUUUGUUUUGAUGCCAAGAUAAACUUUGAUGACAAUGCUGAAUUCCGACAAAAGGACAUAUUUGCUAUGGAUGAUAAGUCAGAGAAUGAGCCCAUUGAAAAUGAAGCUGCCAGAUACGAUCUCAAGUAUAUCGGACUAGACGGAAACAUCGCCUGCUUUGUGAAUGGUGCUGGAUUGGCCAUGGCUACCUGUGACAUCAUCUUCCUGAACGGAGGGAAGCCAGCUAACUUCUUGGACCUCGGAGGUGGUGUAAAGGAGGCCCAAGUCUAUCAAGCAUUCAAACUGCUCACAUCUGAUCCCAAGGUAAGGCUUCUUCAGUAG
Messenger RNA from Grammomys surdaster, 323 nucleotides. Its product is annotated as succinate--CoA ligase [GDP-forming] subunit beta, mitochondrial-like. Gene Ontology annotation, molecular function: succinate-CoA ligase (GDP-forming) activity. The record is from RefSeq and is a predicted model, not a curated record. Lineage: Eukaryota; Metazoa; Chordata; Mammalia; Rodentia; Muridae. Gene Ontology annotation, biological process: tricarboxylic acid cycle; succinyl-CoA metabolic process. The transcript is spliced from 2 exons. Gene Ontology annotation, cellular component: mitochondrion; succinate-CoA ligase complex. The annotation marks the transcript as partial.